Messenger RNA from Vanrija pseudolonga, 561 nucleotides. RefSeq lists its product as uncharacterized. The coding region runs from base 1 to 561 and encodes 186 amino acids. NCBI's taxonomy places the organism in Eukaryota, Fungi, Basidiomycota, Tremellomycetes, Trichosporonales, Trichosporonaceae. The record is from RefSeq and is a predicted model, not a curated record. The transcript is spliced from 4 exons.
AUGAAGCUAAGAAUACCGGCCACGCUCCUCGCUCUGGCACUCACCGCGUCCGCCAAACGGCACUACCUUUUCGCGGGGUGUCUAGACGUGGCCCUCCUGCCUGAGGGGUACGACUACGUCUCGGCGACCGGGCUCUCCAUGUCCGAGUGCGACGCUCACCUCGGCGGCUCGCCUGACCCCGAGUCCUUCCCGCACUCAGUCUGGAUCCCCCCUCUCGACGAUGCCCCGUCGCGCUGCUUUGCGCGCAAGUUCCUCGCCGACACCACAGACUGGGGCGACGGCGUGUCCUGCCCACCGACCCAGGCGAGGCUCGGGCUGCACAAGACUGCGUUUCCGGGCUUUCAGAAGCCCCAGGGCAGGCCAGGCGCCAAAACGGCCAUCAUGAAGAAGGACGACGGAGUAUACUGCCCCCAAGGGGGCACGCCGUGCCGCCUGUCCAUGGACGGAGGGUACGGGUACGAGUGUGUCGAUUUCCAGACCUCGUUCAACAACUGCGGCGGGUGUGCGGUGGGCGAGUUUAACGGCAAGGGUAACUGGGCUGCGCGGCUCGGCGUCGAGUGA